Messenger RNA from Nicotiana tabacum (common tobacco), 951 nucleotides. The record is from RefSeq and is a predicted model, not a curated record. Lineage: Eukaryota; Viridiplantae; Streptophyta; Magnoliopsida; Solanales; Solanaceae.
AUGGCUUUGUUAGCUAAACAAGCUUGGCGUGUAUUGUCAUACCCGGAUUCAUUGUUAGCAAGAGUACUUAAAAGAAAAUACUUUCCACACUCAACUUUCCUUGACGUUUUUACACCAUCUACUGGAUCAUGGAGCUGGAGAAGUAUUUUGUGGGGAAGAGAUCUAUUAGUUACUGGACUAAGAUGGAGGAUAUCUGAUGGGAAAAAUAUAAAUGUUUGGAUCGAUCCUUGGAUCCCAAGAAAUAAUGGUUUUACUCCAAAAAGUAUUCAAAUGCAAAACAAUUUAGAUUUUAAGGUUGCCGACUUAAUUGACGAAGAUACGCAUACCUGGAAACUUCAUAAGAUAAGUACGACCUUUGAACCUGAAGAUGUAGAUGCAAUUUUGUUUAUUCCAAUAUCCAUCAUAGGUCUUAAUGAUAGAUUACUGUGGCAUCACUCAAAAUCUGGAAACUAUGAAGUUAAGUCAGGUAACUAUUUAGCAAAGGGUUUGACAGAAUUAUUAUAUUUGAGUGUUAAUAUUAUGUGGCAAAUUUGGAAAGGUAGGAAUUCUUGGUGCUUUAAUCAGGAAAUGUUAGAGCCAACUGAUAUUGUUUCUAAAACUCCUUUUGAGUAUGAAGAAUAUAAAGAUAUAUUAACUAGUUGCCUCGCUACACGACAUUCAACUAGAAAUGAGUUUGUGCCUAAACUAACCAAUUUUCAAGAUGAUGUUUUAUUAUUUACAGACGCAGGAUUACGGUGUGAUGAUAGACAUGCGAGUAUUGGUGUCGCGGCUUUGAAUAGCCUUGGAAAACUGCUUCAUGCCCAUGGAUCCCCAAUUCAGUAUGUUGGGAAAACCAUGACUGCUGAAGCGGUUGCCAUAAGAAAGGCACUUGAAUGUGCUAUUACUCUUGGAUGGAAAAGUGUGAAGAUUUUAUCUGAUGCUAAGAAUGUUGUUGAUAUGAUCCAAAAAUAG